Messenger RNA from Microthlaspi erraticum, 1344 nucleotides. NCBI's taxonomy places the organism in Eukaryota, Viridiplantae, Streptophyta, Magnoliopsida, Brassicales, Brassicaceae. The record is from the annotation of a GenBank genome assembly.
AUGUCUGGGUACAGUAUGAGCAUCGACAAGUUCACAGGGAGAAACAGUUUCAGUCUCUGGCAGAUCAAGAUGCAAGCGUUGCUGAAGCAACAAGGCUUGUGGGUGGCGCUGUUGAAAGACAAGGGCGAUGCUGCUGCGAUGACGAGUCUGGAGGAGAAGGCACACGCAACGAUUUUGCUAUGUCUUGCAGACGAUGUCAUCAUCGAGGUUUCUAGUGAAACAACUGCUGCUGGUCUGUGGGGGAAGUUAGAGUCGUUGUACAUGACAAAAUCUCUAACGAAUAAGCUGCUUCUGAAGCAACGUCUGUUCGCUCUAAGAAUGGAUGAAGGUACGCAACUCAGGGAUCACUUAGAUCAGCUGAACACGCUAUUACUAGAAUUGCGUAAUAUCGAUGUUAAGGUGGAGGAUGAGGAUGCUGCUUUACUUCUGUUAGUAUCCCUACCGUUAUCUUAUGAGCACUAUGUGCAGUCAUUCAUAAAUGGUAAGGAUACUAUAACGCUGGAAGAAGUCAGAUCGUCACUUCACAGCAGGGAAUUGCGCCAUCAAGCAUCUGGUACAGAUACAUACAAUCAAGCUGCUGGACUGUUUGUCAGUGGGGGUAGAGGACAUAGAAGAGAUAACAAGAAGUUUUCUUCAAAGGGUCCCAAACCAGAUGAUGUAUGUAACUACUGUAAGGAGAUUGGACAUUGGAAAUCAGAUUGUCCAAAGAAGAAGAAGAAGCAAUCUGAGUUUGCAGCUGUAGCUGAAGGUGACAACAUGUCUGAGGAAGAUAUUGCUCUUGUUGCUGCUGGAGACACACAUCAAUCUGAUGCAUGGGUUCUAGACACAGGAGCAUCCUGUCAUAUGUGUCCACGGAGAGAAUGGUUCUCCACAUACGAGCAUGUAGAGAGUGAUAGCAUCAAAAUGGCUAACAAUGAUGCAUGCAAGGUUGCUGGGAUUGGUUCCAUCAAGAUCAGGACACAUGAUGGUAAAUUCUGCACAUUGAAGGAAGUUAGGCAUGUCCCAUCGAUGUCAAUGAAUUUGAUAUCACUAAGUUUGCUUGAUAGUAGAGGCUUCAAGUACUCUGGCGGAGAUGGUGUUCUGAAUAUCUUCAAAGAUUCUGAUGUGAUGUUGAAGGGUAUCCUACAUGGUACAUUGUACUUGUUGCAAGGUUCAACAACCACAUAUAGAGAAGAUGUUCCACGUUUAGAAGCUGACAAAUGGCUAGCUGCAAUUGGAGACGAGAUUGAGUCCCUUGAAGAGAAUCAAACAUGGGUUCCAGUCACACCACCAGUACGAAGCAAAACUACAACUUACAAGUUGGUCUUCAAGGUGAAGAAGCGUCUCGCUCGAAUGAGCUUCUAG